AUGGCCUCCGCAGAGUCCCGGGGUGGGGAGGUUCAGCUGCAGGAUGUGUCGCCCUCCGUCCUCCAGAGCAUCCUGCGCUAUCUGUACACGGAGGAACUGGUGCUGACGGCCGAGCGAGCCCAGGAGCUGUUCGUCACAGCCAGCAGGCUCCAGAUCCCCCCACUCCUGGAGACGGUUGGCAGGUUCCUCACGGAGACCGUUUCCCUGGAGACCUGCCUCCGGCUGUACGCGCUGGCUCACGCCCACCAGCACCCAGCUCUGCUUCGCGCGGCCGGGCGCUACGUCCGCCUGCACUUCCGGUCCCUCUGCGAGCACGACGCCUUCCUGCGCCUGGACCCCGGCACCUUGAUCGGCAUCAUCGCCUCAGACGGCCUCGCGGUGGCUUCCGAACUGGCCGUCUACGGGGCUGUGGGGCGCUGGGUGAGGGCUGACCCCGCCGAGCGCCUGCCACUGCUCCCGGAGCUGCUGGGGCACGUCCGCCUGGCCCUGCUGACCCCCAAGGAGCUGGCCGAGGUGCAGGCCGACGUCGCGGAGCUCUCUGGGGCUUUCCCCGGUUUCGCCGCCCUGGGCCACAAGCUCUAUGUGGCCGGGGGCUGCGGCCCGGACGGCUGCUUUUCAACCAGCCUGCACGAAUACGACGCCUGCUCUGGGCAGUGGGCACAGCUCCCCUCCAUGUCCUGGCCCCUGGACCCCCACGGCUUCCUGGUCUGCAGCCGGCGGCUCUACGCCGUGGGGGGCUGCGCCGAGGCAGCAGGCAAGCUGGAUUCGGCAGAGACCUUUGAUCCGGAGCAGAAGCAAUGGGCUCCCGCCUCCCGCCUGCCCUUUCCUCUCAGCUACUUCGCCUCAGCCGCGCUCCACAACAAACUCUACCUGAUAGGUGGGAAGAAGCAUGUGGCAGGGGCCCUGGCCACCCACCGGGGGCUGCUCAUCUACCACGUCCGCUCGGACAGCUGGGCUCAGGUGCCGCUGGGUGUGGGGCUGUGCCACGCGGGCGCUGCCGCCAUGGCUGGUGGGAUCUGUGUCGUGGGGGGCUGCAGAGACGAAGCCCCCGGGGAGGAGCGAGAGGGGGCUUCCUGCCUGGGAAACUUCCAGGCCUCCCGGGCGUGCUUCUUCCUGGGUGAGGAUGGCAAAGUGAGGCAGGAGGUGGCCAUCCCGGCGCUUCCCCGAGCCAUCGAGUCUGCUGGGGCCGUCUGCUGGCGGGGAAGGGUCUACGUGGUGGGCGGCGAGGACUCAGCCCGUUGGCUGAACACCGUGUACUACUGGGAGCCCAGCGCCGCUGCCUGGACCCCAUGCCGGGAAGGCCCUGCCGCCGGGGAGCGCGUGGGCUGGUUUGGCUGCGUGACACUGCAGGUGCCCCGCAGACGCCUCCGGGCUCUUUUCCAGGGGCAGCCCACAGCCCCGGCAGCAGGUGGGGCAACGGGCCGAAAGCAGCUCCCCUGCAGAACCUCUGCAAUGGCUCCACCUCCCGUCAGUGGGAAAGGAGGCCUCAUGUGCCCCAGCACAGCACCGGGUUCAGACCAGGGGAGCCCCCUGGCCUGA
Molecule: messenger RNA, 1539 nt
Organism: Chelonia mydas (Green sea turtle)
Lineage: Eukaryota; Metazoa; Chordata; Testudines; Cheloniidae
Product: kelch-like protein 20
Exons: 3
Coding region: 1-1539 (512 amino acids)
Molecular function (GO): protein binding
Source: RefSeq, a predicted model, not a curated record